Molecule: messenger RNA, 3465 nt
Organism: Dalotia coriaria
Lineage: Eukaryota; Metazoa; Arthropoda; Insecta; Coleoptera; Staphylinidae
Product: serine/arginine repetitive matrix protein 1-like
Exons: 6
Coding region: 947-3223 (758 amino acids)
Source: RefSeq, a predicted model, not a curated record
UUGAUUAGGCUGUAUUCUGCUAAAAAGCUGUUUCAUGUAUAAAACAUUGGAGAGUGCAUAAAGAAGCUUUUUGUUUAUGUAGGUAUAUUAAGCAAUAUUGUGGGGUAAUCAGAAUGUAUACAUAAAUUACAACGCAGCGCAACCUAGGAUUGACGCAUAUUUUAGGUUUUAUUGAUACGACGUGGCCCCGCAUUCUCCGCAUUACGAUUGUAUCAUGGUGCUAUCCCCACCCUUAUGACAGCCCGUCUCACUUGCGCGCCAGCGUAAUUACACUCGACACAUCCGUUCACAGUGGUGCACAAUAAAUGGUUAUGAAUUCUCCGAAUCGUUGGUUAGAACAGUACAGCUGCGUCAAAAGCAUUUCGAAAGUAUAAAUCGUGGUCCCACACACACACACACAACCUCUACUUAUACGCGCAUCUCUGUCACGCCUGCGUUUUGCUCGGCAUUUCCAUCCUUGUUGUUUUUUUAUGCCUGAAAGUGGGUUCGCCCGUUGCGGUUGCCAACACAUUUGGACCUCGGGUUGCCAGGCAACCGAUGUGGAAAGUUCUAAGCAGUUGGCGAGCCGGUACAGCGGAACAAAUACCAUCGGCAGGUUUCAUCCCCACUAUCACCACCGACCGCCGCCGUAGGACCCACAGUGGGUUCGAGUUGGAGCAUGGCAUGGCGUACGCGGCGCGGUGUGCUCGCUCUGCUGCGAAAGACCCGCAUUUGAACCUCGAUGUUAGUGCGUAAAUGUUCGCGCGGGCUUGUGUUGUGUAUUGAAGCAGAAGCAGGCGCUCGCGACGAACGCAAACAAAAGCAAAACGAAACGUGCGCCGCAUCAUAAUAACUACUCGACACGCGCAACCUGAAAUCGUCUAAAUUUUCAUCGGCGGAAACCUUCAACUUUUCAAUUUAAAUCAAAUAAUUGUUAUUUAAAUUUAUUUUACCAUGCGGUCCAACCAUGGUCCAUGUAAACAUUAACUCGAGAAAUUUGCUUUACCGUUCAGGUGGUACAAAUUGCCUGGAUUGCGACAUUAACUUCACUAGCGAAGAGUAUCUUAUUGAACAUCUGCUUCGUCAUCAUAUAAAACAGCCGAAAGUUAUUUUGGAGCGGCACACAGACAAGCCGAUCAAGUUGAGAAUUAAGGGUAGUAAAGGCGAAGGUUUUCGGAUUGUUACCGGCAAAUCUCCUGCCCAUCCUAAAUCGAAAACCAGCGUUAACGGAAUCGUAGAAAACGAAAAAGAACCUACGAAUUUUGAAACUUCUGAAGUAAGUUCCGAUGCAGCUGAUGCGGUUAAUACAGAUGCAAAUUUAACCGCGGAAGAGGUUCCGCAGCAGGACGCGAUGCAGAAUAUAGAUUUUCAAGAUACUGAGGAGGUUGUCGCAUCGGAUGAAAAGAUUACAUAUGGAAUGACGGAGAAUGUACCUGGGGGUGAACCUACCCCUCCACCUGAUAACCCUACGCCCGAAAUACCGAAAAUUCGAAUAAAAACUGGCUUGCUGGCAACAGAUCCCAACCCUGGUCAUGAGUUAAUUGAGGAGGUACAUACGCCUGGGACCUUGGAAAACAGUGAAUCCCUGACAAGCUUGUUCAAGAAUAAUGAUCGGGCGAAAGAUUUGGGUUUCACCACUAGUGAUCCUGAUUAUGUACCGCAGGACGCAGCAAUGCAAUCUUACAAUCCUGCGUCAAAUGCAAUGAUGGCUAAGAACUCGUUGGCUUCUAUCUCUAACAUACCAAUGCAGGAACUUGCGCAACAAGUAUCAAGGUUGCAGAAUGGUCUACAGACGCCCAACGGGAUGCACCAGCAAAAUGUGCUGAUCAAUAUACAGCACUUUCAGCAGCCGCAACCACCGGUACCGCAUAACGUUCAUAAUUACCCAGUGCUUCCGCCUAUAUAUCCACAACAGUCGCAGCCGCAGGCAGCGCCACCGCCACCUACAUUUCAACACAACGCACCUCCCAGAUAUCAUUAUCCGUCCGGAGGUCAUAUGUAUUACCAACCACCCCCACCACCAGGAUAUCCGCAUCCACAACACAACCAGAGGCCACAAAAUCAAAUGGGACCACCAGUGCCACCGGGUCCACCACGACAGCCAACACCGUGCAUACGAUACCCACCGCAAAAUCAAAUGAUGCAUCUUCCAAUUAAUCAUCGCUCUCCACGUGGAAGACCUUCCCUUGCUUCGCAAUCUAGACCGACAGCGCCAAUGCAGCAAAGAACACGACAACCUAGGCCCAGAAUGCCCAUCCUUCAACAGACCCUCGCAACUCCACCACCUACCAAACAAAAUGUGAAACCCAUGAAACGGUCACGGUCUCCAGUAUUAUUGAACGGCCAGAAUCAAAUGAAAAUUAAUGAAAUGAAGAAAAUGAAAAUGGAUACUUUGGUACCUGAUAAAAAUGACGAUGCCGACUGUGAAGUAGUAGCUGUCACACAGAAAAGUUCAAGUUUACCACAGAUACAAAGUAUACAGGGAAAUGUGUCAGAUCCCAAUACAAUGCACUUAUCAGAGUCUAUUACACUGACAACAAUCCAACCUUCAAUAUCUCCUAAACAGAAAGAAGCUCGCGCUGAGGCUAAAGAAGUAGCAAGCGUUUUGGCUGCACGUGGAAUCACAGUCACAACUGCCCCCCGCAAUAAAGACUCUGCAUCACCUCUGGACUCUUCGGGUAGUAAUACUCCUGUAUCAAUUAAUCUCAAUAGUGCAGUGUGCAUCAUUCCGCAAAAGAAGAAAGACGAUGCUGCACCCUCACCGACUGUGGAUUUAACAGAUGAUGUAAAUCCACCUGGGGUUACUCCAUCCCAACCUACUACAUCUAUGAAACCCCCUCAACCGAAAAUACCAACAGGAACCCAACAAUAUGAGUGUCAUAUGUGUAUAUCAAAGUUUCCGUCGGUUGCGAUGCUGAUUAAACACCGUAAGACAUAUCACAGGACUAAUGUCGGGCCUGAGUUCGGAAUACCUUUGAUUGAUCUGAAGAGUCCCGGCGUCACUCAGCGUUUGACGAAAUUCGGGAUUUUUCAUUAUAUCCCGCUGCCGAAUACAAACUCGGGUGGUAUGUUCGCGCUGCCGAUUUUGAGCGUGGAUGCACAGAAUACGACUAAUCCGCAGGACUUUGCUUCGUCUAUUUUAACGCUCGGACCAAUCAAACCGAUUAAUCCGCCGCGGCCGGUGAUAAAACGCGGCAAACCGCCCAAUAAUAACGUAUCGACAACUUCCUAUAAUAGUUCAUAACGAGUGACUCGCAUCCGUAGAUAAUUUUUGAGUUUGAACUAUGUUUUAAGACUGAGAUGCGCGCAAUGGCAUUGAUUUUAAGUUAAUAAUUUUUGUACUUACUGUAAAUAUGGACCUUCGCAAUAUCGUAUUAAGUUAUUGUUAUAUAUGUUUAUUUAUCGAUUGUACAUUUUAGAAUUGUGAAUUAAGUUGAAGAGGAACACAUAUUUUUGUUAAAUAUAAAAAGCAUUUCUCAAACAUGC